GGCCGAGUCUUUGUUCUUUGUUAAUCCAUCAAUCUUUGUCUUCUUGUUCGCCGCACGCUGUUUUCCACCAGAGAGUAAAGGUACUAAGAAGCAUACUUCACUAAGAGACAUGCGAAAGCACUUACAGACCUCAGCGAACACCAAUUUAUCCACAGCAUAAACCCCUCCGAUUAUGGCGCGUCCUAAAGCUCCCUCAAAACCAAAGCCCUUCCGCUUCACCUCUGUAUCCGGCAAACGCCGCAUCGCCAAAAACAUCCGCUCAAAAACAACCCCAAAUCAAUGCUCCUUCGUCUUUCUUAACCCAUCCAAAUGGUCCACCAAGCCGCCAAAAGGCUGGAGCAGCCCAGAAACCUGGAAACCAUGUCUGGAUACCCUGCUAACGACCACACAGGGCGUGUGUCUCGCAUGCGGCGACGAAACCGAGGAGCCUGACAACUGCGAAUGCAGCCUCGAAGCCUUCCGCGCGAAGGAUGCGCAGUGGAAGAAGCUCUUCGAGCUGAAAGAGGUUGAAGGCAUGGGCGUGGGCGUGUUUGCGAAGCAGAGAAUCGGGCCACGGACGGUAGUCGGUGAGUACACAGGUGUCUUGAACCCGCCUGGGCAUCUCUAUGAUUAUGGUGAAGUGGGGUAUCACGUUGAGGUGCCGCUGGGUCCGUCGAUAUUCUCGGAGGUCUUUGGGACCGUCGAUGCGACGUAUGAAGGGUCCUUCGUGCGGUUCGUGAACCACUCUUGCAACGCGAAGGCGAAUCUGGUAACGGGUCGGGUGGGAAGGACAAGAGUAAGUGCGAUUAUGAUGAAGGGGAAUAGGGCGGUGAAGGCUGGAGAGGAGCUUACGGUGAAUUACGGCCCUGUGUACUUCCAGGGGAAAUAUUGCUACUGUGGGUAUCGGCGGUGUAAGUACCCGGAUCCGAAUACUUAG
Messenger RNA from Mytilinidion resinicola, 916 nucleotides. Its product is annotated as SET domain-containing protein. Gene Ontology annotation, cellular component: chromatin; nucleus. The record is from RefSeq and is a predicted model, not a curated record. The transcript has a single exon. Gene Ontology annotation, biological process: regulation of DNA-templated transcription. NCBI's taxonomy places the organism in Eukaryota, Fungi, Ascomycota, Dothideomycetes, Mytilinidiales, Mytilinidiaceae. Gene Ontology annotation, molecular function: histone H3K36 methyltransferase activity; protein binding. Bases 173 to 916 code for a protein of 247 amino acids.